AUGGCCCGCACUACAAUUAAUACAAUCACAUGGGUUCAUCUCAUCGGCCGUGUGCCCCUUUUCUUCUGUUCCAUUUCCUACCUGGCUAUAGCCGCAUACAUUGCUGCUAGAUGGGGGCCGGAGGACUCCAACAAGAUCUACCGGACGGUUUUGGCCGCAGCCUCCCUGGCAAUCGCCGUGGACGUCCUGGCUCUGGCUCUAUUGUUCCGAAAACCAUCAUAUUUGCCAACACUCAUCUUGCUAGAUGUUGUGGCCUGUAUUCUAGCAGGGAUCAGUAUCCCGGCGAUUGCGCUAAGCGACUACAACUAUGCGGACGACCCUAACCCCCACCUGCAUGGCUGGGAAAAGAUUGAUCUGGUACUCUUUGAUCUGAAUAUUGCAAUCAUGUAUGUUGUACUACACCCACUGCUUUGA
Messenger RNA from Aspergillus lentulus, 414 nucleotides. The record is from RefSeq and is a predicted model, not a curated record. NCBI's taxonomy places the organism in Eukaryota, Fungi, Ascomycota, Eurotiomycetes, Eurotiales, Aspergillaceae.